AACGCCAUUUAUUCAAAAGCAAACAGCAACGGCUCGAGUUCAGAUCGUAGGUAGAGAGCAGAGAUUUUCGUUUUAUAAGAAUUUUAUUUAUUAUUUUAUUUUAAAGAAAACACCUACGUUUUCACAAAAGUGCAAUCAACGAGAAAUAUCGAAAAGAAUAGUAACAAAUAGAAAUAAUUAACAAUUUUUGUGUGUCAUUAAUGUAAUCAAGUAACAAAAAGAAAAAACUUCAAAUAAAUUUGUGUGUUUGUCGAGCCUGAACAAAACGUCUCUGUAUUUGUGUGUCAGUUUUUAUUCUCCUCGAAGAAAAUUCUGGGAAUAAAAACUUUCAAUUAAAAUAAACGAAGAAAAAAGCGAUCGAUUUCAGUAAUUAUAACAAAUUCUAAAGAGGAUUCUAUAGAAUACAAAACAAAAACUAGACAAAAAUGGUUGGAACAACUGUUUUAAAACGUGUCGAUGAGAAUGAGUCUGCUGCUUUCAAGCAAGUUAAAAAAAUUGGUGUCUCCACAACAGAGGUCACAAAAAGAGCCGCAUUAGGAGACCUACAAAAUCGUGGUGUCGUACGGACCAUUACCGCCAAGGAUGCAGCACAAAAGGACCUGAAGGAUACAAAACUUCAAAAUGCGUUGCGUGCAACCAAGGCUCGUGUGGAUACCCAUUGGAAGAAGACCACAACAACGACCACAGUCGGCGGUGCUACACGUACAAAUGUUGCAACCGGCGAAAUGGCACCUACUGCUGCCGCAGCCCAGCGUAAAGUAUUAACCCGAUCCAAUUCGGUGCGUUUGGGCACCACAACCACCACCGGAUUGGGAGGACUGCAACGACAUGCAUCGGCAAAUUCGCACUUGCUUGUCGGGCAUAAUAAAGUUAAGACGCUGACCACAAAACUGGUCGAAAAUAAAGUGCAACAAGUUAAAAUUAUCAACAAAACAACCAACAAGACUGAAACGGAUGUCACCGUCGAACCUUCUCUACGUCGUGAAGAUAGCAAUUUAUCCCGUAAAUCAUUAACAAAAAUCAAGGCUGCCAUAACACAAAAUGCUGCUACAACCAAACCAACACUGGUCAAAUCGCAUUCGGCAGCUGCCACAUUAAGCCGUAAGGAACCAGUUGUCAAGACCACCGAAACAACAGCUACGUCCACCAGCACUAAGUCCGCCGAUAAUAAACUGAAAAUUGUCAGUGUUCAAACACACUCAAGCAAGCUAUUGGACGAUGUUAAGGACAUAGAUGAAGGCGAUUCGGAAAAUUUGGUUUUGGUCUCAGACUAUGUAAACGACAUCUAUUCGUACCUUUUCAAAUUGGAAGCCGAGCAGCCAGUUGCCAAAAAUCACUUGGAAGGCCAGGCUGAGGUCUACGCCAAAAUGCGUGCCGUUCUAAUUGAUUGGAUCAACGAAGUUCAUACUCAGUUCCAUUUGGCCGCUGAGACAUUCCAAUUGGCUGUGGCAAUAAUUGAUCGUUAUUUGCAAGCUGUUAAGGAUACUAAACGAUCACAUUUGCAAUUGGUUGGUGUUACCGCAUUGUUCAUUGCUGCCAAGUAUGAAGAGCUUUUCCCACCAGCCAUUGCUGAUUUCAUCUAUAUCACCGAUGAUACCUAUACUGGCAAGCAAAUUCGUCAAAUGGAAUUGCAAAUAUUCAAGGCUUUGGAUUGCAAUUUGUCGCGACCAUUGCCCAUACAUUUCUUGCGCCGUUUUUCCAAAGCUGCUGAAGCUGAAGACAAUCAUCAUGCCAUGUCGAAAUACUUUUUGGAAUUGGCCAUGAUUGAGUAUGAUAUGUCCCAUUAUAAGCCAUCCGAAAUUGCUGCCGCCUCACUGUUCCUCUCCCUAAAUCUAUUGAAAGAAAAUACCAACAUGGCCACCGGUUUGAACAACAAACAUUGGAACUCGACCUUGGAAUGGUAUUCACGUUACUCGCCGGAGCAUUUAAGACCCAUUGCCAAGAAAAUUGCCACUGUGGCUCGUAAUGCACCAAAUGCCAAACUGAAGGCUGUGUAUACCAAAUAUCAAGCUUCAAAAUUCCAAAAAGUCUCCACACGUUCCGAAUUGUAUAGUACUCUAAUGGAUUCCAUCGUUAGCAGUAAGGAGUAGAUAUAACAAUUGUAGUGGUUGACUUUUUCUUUUGUUUGUAAUAUUCUUCUUUCAAACACAUACAAAAGGGAGUGAGAAAAAUUUCAUCGAAAGAAAUUUUAGUCCAUUUAAUAAUGUUAAUAAAUAUUAACAAAUUUGUGUCAUAAAACAAUUGUAUAAGCAAAUUACAUAA
This is a messenger RNA of Musca domestica (house fly), 2262 nucleotides long. RefSeq names its product G2/mitotic-specific cyclin-B-like. Bases 426 to 2090 code for a protein of 554 amino acids. The record is from RefSeq and is a predicted model, not a curated record. The transcript is spliced from 5 exons. Gene Ontology annotation, biological process: mitotic cell cycle phase transition; regulation of cyclin-dependent protein serine/threonine kinase activity. Gene Ontology annotation, molecular function: cyclin-dependent protein serine/threonine kinase regulator activity. Lineage: Eukaryota; Metazoa; Arthropoda; Insecta; Diptera; Muscidae. Gene Ontology annotation, cellular component: cytoplasm; nucleus; cyclin-dependent protein kinase holoenzyme complex.